This is a messenger RNA of Aureobasidium subglaciale EXF-2481, 4170 nucleotides long. RefSeq lists its product as uncharacterized. The transcript has 2 exons. NCBI's taxonomy places the organism in Eukaryota, Fungi, Ascomycota, Dothideomycetes, Dothideales, Saccotheciaceae. The coding region runs from base 1 to 4170 and encodes 1389 amino acids. Gene Ontology annotation, molecular function: protein binding. Gene Ontology annotation, cellular component: plasma membrane; endoplasmic reticulum; cytoplasm. The record is from RefSeq and is a predicted model, not a curated record.
AUGGCCGCCACAGAUGAUGCCGACAACAACCUUCAGCCCAGUCUACAGCCUAUUGGCCGUCCGCUGGAUCUCGUACCAGUCCAGCUGAAGGAAGCUGCUCUCGACUCGCCCACUUUCCGCGCCGUCGCCGUGCAUUAUGCCAAUCAGGUCGAGGGCAUAGAAAGAUGGCUUCGUGACUAUGUCAAGCAGUCUCAGAAGUUCACCGACCGCUUCGCCCAGAUCCAGAAAGAGUUUGACAACUUUGACCAUUUCCCACCGCCGCCGCCGGAGAACCUCAGUCAGGCUGUUCUCGACCAUGACUACACCUUGCUGGCCAUCACGCGCUAUAGCCAGAACACCACUCACUAUUUGCAUUGGGUCUUCAACAACAUAGCUCGUUCACGCCAGACCCUAAUUGAGCCACUCUUGCGCUUCAUUGAUGGUACCGACAGUCCUCUACGUCAAUUCAACCAAGCCCGCAAGGCUCUGGAGAGAACUCAGGCCAUAUUUGACGCUGAGAUGACCAGAUAUCUUGCCCAGGCAAAGACAAAGGAGGCCUCUUCGCUUCGGGAGGACGCCUUCAAGCUGCAUGAGGACCGGAAAGCUUAUCUCAGGGCCUCCAUGGACUACUGCAUCAUGGCCCCGAAUCUCCGUAACUCGCUCGACCAACUGCUCAUCAAGGUUUUCUCUGAUCGCUGGAAGGACUUUCGUGGCUAUCGCGAUGCUACCUCCGCCAACUUCCAGAAGUGGGGCUCGGAACUGGAGCGCAUCCGUGGUUGGAGCAAGGUCAUGCAUGAGUCUGAAUCGGCCUUCAAACGCGAAUUGAUGCUUGCUCGUCGUCAGCUCGAAGACUCGGCAGAAACCAAAGCCCGCCCCUCACGUGAGAUGGAUGACUACGCUGUAUCCACUGUGCCAUAUCUGGGCUCUGGUGCCCCUACUUCGCCUGUCAAGCCCGUCUUCACAAAGCCCGAAAAACAAGGCUGGCUUUUCUUGAAGACCGUUCCUCCAAAGCCUGCCAGACCUUCAUGGUCACGACGCUGGUUCAUAGUGAAGAAUGGCAUCUUUGGCUGGCUAGUACAAGGUAGUAUAUCUGGUGGUGUGGAGGAAAGUGAAAAAAUCGGCGUUCUGCUCUGCAGUGUACGUCCCGCUGUUCAAGAAGAGCGCAGGUUUUGUUUCGAGAUCAAGACAAAGGACACAAGCAUCAUUUUGCAGGCCGAAACUCAAGGAGAGCUACUGGAGUGGAUAAAUGCGUUCGAGAGUGCAAAACGCAAAGCUCUCGAGGAGCCAAGAGGCACCUCUUCCACUCCAACCCCCGGUUCUGACCCUGCUUUCGCUAUCAGUCCUCCCGUUGAUCCAUCCUUUGCUGCGAAGCUGACUGAUAGUCUGGCUCAUUCAACUGACGAGUUUGGCGCUUCCUUAUCUCCAGCCGAACUCGCGUUAGCGAGCAGAAGUAGUUUUGAUGUCAACCCUUCAAGACGAUCGACCGUGGUAGAAUCUGAAGGUAGCCGAGAUACAGCUAACCGCAUCAUACAAAAGCUUGAUCUGCAUAGAAGAGCCACAGCGCUGUCUUCUGCAAAUCAGCCUUCUCCGGCUGGUGGUAUCGCUAGCUUGCUCUCAGCUAGCCACAGCAUCCUUCCCAUUGGUCCUGGCCCAGCCUCAAAUCCACCAAAACCAGGAGAACAUCACCGCUCAUUCACCAUGCCCGCGACAAGUAGUUUCGCUCCCGUCACUCUUGCGAACCCCCCUGCCCCUACCAAUCUCAGCCGAAGGGCUGUUGCGGUAAGUGGCCAACGUGUCUCAAGCGGCAGAUCUGAUACCUCAGCCAUGCCUAGCAGUCUCAUGGCGAAUCUUUGGGGUUCUUCCAAUUGGGUAAAUAUCAAUCGACUCGGCCGCGACGAACCGAAGUCUGGCUUGAUACCGAGAACCGCUGUGAAGCCUAGCGGUCAGUACCAUGACGAUAUGGCGAUUAUUGAGGGUAUGGAAGCACCAAAAGACCUGAAGAUCGCAGAGAUUGGGCCUAACGUGACACCGGUCCGAAUUUCCCACCGUAAGACUAUUAGUGCGGGCGAUGCUCUCGAUUCGCCGUCACACUCUCGCCUACAGAUUGCCCCUUGGGAGGAUCGCCAAACAGAAUACCCCGUCUCCUUGAAGACUGACGAUGUGCUUGUGCUCAAAGAACAUGACGCAGAGUUUCACGUUUUAUUCUCAUCUGUACCACGCUCCGAGAAGGUUGUUCUUGUCUUCACAGCAAUGUGGAAUCCGAAUGAUCAACAAGAAUUCCCAGGGCGCAUCUAUGUGACUACUGAGAAGAUCUACUUUUACAGCAACCACUUUGGCAUGGUUCUUGUUGCCGAGAUAAGCUUGUCGUCAAUCACAGAAGUCACUGCAGCUCCAGGACGCGAAAGUGAGUGCGACUAUCUGUUUUUACAUCUCAAGGAAAGCAAAACCGACUUCAGGCGUGUUACGGUCAAGACUUUCUUGGACGUGCUAAGGCCACUACAACGUAGGCUCGACUAUCUGGUGCAUUCUGCAAACUCGGGUGAUAGCACUUCGCUGGAAGAUGUAUUCGCAUCGUUCUCCAGGAUAGCAGCAGAGGACGUCAAGGAACAAUCCAAUCAACAGGACUGGGACGACGAUCUGAACUCUCCUACAGACAGCGAUCUCAGAGUCACAAGACGCCGUUCAAGAGAUCUGAGAGCAAAUCUGCGAAUUGAUGGGACUCUGUAUGGCGAGUCUGUAGCACGGACCGGCAGAGAAGUCACCAAGUUCAAGCUACCAUCUCAGCCCGUACUCUACAAACCAAAGGAUAUGGGGGAUGCCGUUAUUGCACAAGACUUCGGUAUCAGCGCAAAGGCCUUGUUCCACGUCAUGUUUGGCGACAGGAGCGCGGUCUUCCAAAUGUUGUACAAGAACCGCCCAAUUGACAAUAUCCUCCAAACUCCAUGGACGCAACCGAAAGACGGGCAAUUAGCGAGACAGCUGAUCUGCACCAUUGGCUCCGACCAAGAAACCGACAGACAAACUCUCGAUGUGUCCAAUGAUCACCUCUGCUAUGUUGUGACCCAAACACAAUCGCCUUGGCAUUUACCAAUGUCUAAAAGCUUCCUCCUACUCAGCAAGUUCGUUAUCACGCAUUCGGCGAAGUCCAAGUGCAAGCUUGCCAUUUUCAACAAAGUGGUAUGGAAUGGCGAUGCUGGCUCGAGUGAGACUCUUUCGCCAUCGCACCGCCUGGUACAAAAGCAAGCUCUACGCGACUACCAUGCUGAUGCUGUUGACCUAGCUGCUGUGAUUACAGAUCAGGUUGCGAAACUCGGCGCUCACAGCACAAAUAAAGCUGCACAGAUUUUUGGUUCAGUCGGCCAAAGUACGCAAACAAGUCAGGUCUCAGCAUCCGACCUGCCAACUACUUCCAUCAGUCGCACGAGACGGCGAGUCAAGAUCCGUACUCUCUACGAUCUCUACACCGACGAAGCGCUUGCUCAAGCAUUCCGUCUGUUCACUAUGUUGAUCGACAUCUUCAUCUCGAUCGCAAAAUCUGUUGCCGGUGCUGUAACAGCACACAAGAUUCUAGUCCUACUUCUUGCCUCUAGUGCAGCCUACAAUACUUGGUAUGGAUACCGAGAUGGUAUUGCAUGGUACGAUGAACGCAAUGCUGGCAAGGUCAUGGCCAGACUUGGUGUUAAGCCAGACCCUACUGUCACUAGAGCGGUAUACUUGAGCGAUAUCGAGGAGUUCGUCACUCCUUCCACUAUAAGUACUAUCAGAGUAAACCACACGAUCUCCGACGAGAGCGACCAAGGGUGGAACACGUGUCAUGGUACAUUCCACGAUAUGCUUGUUUCGUCCGAGCUCGAAGGCGAUGUCGAGUCCAAGGGCUCGGGCAGACGUUCAGAAGCAAGGCUUCAGCGGACGCGACAUUCUCUUGCGAGAUACCGACAUGAUCUGUUGGUCGCGCUUCGAGUUGUCAACCGAGUGGAAGAGGAGGUGGUCCAUGCCGAGUGGGAAGAUUGGGUGCUGGAAGAAGAAAAGAAGUGCAGCAAGGUCGAGACCAUGAUGCAAGAGCGCAACAAAAGUGGCGGGUUCGCCAAAGACCAAACGCAAGACGAUGAUGGUAGUGGACUAGGACAUGAGUUUGCGGAGUAUUGCCUCAGUUGUAAGAGUGAAGCGAGACAGAUCUUGUCGAGGAAGUAG